UUCAUGACGGGUGCUGGGGGCGUGGCCAGCAGUGAUCCCUCCGGCGUCUGCGCGAAAAUGGAGGAGGAGGAGAGCAUCCGCGUGGUUCAUUGUGGCGGCAGCGAGUUGAACUUUAGGAGAGCAGUGUUUUCUGCAGAUUCUAAGUACAUCUUCUGUGUCUCUGGGGACUUUGUGAAAGUUUACAGCACAACUACUGAAGAGUGUGUGCACAUUCUGCAGGGACACACCGACCUGGUGACCGGAAUCCAGCUCAACCCUAGCAACCAUCUGCAGCUGUAUUCUUGUUCCUUUGAUGGUACAGUUAAAUUGUGGGACUAUCUAGAUGGCAUUUUGAUUAAGACUUUCCUUGUUGGGCCUAAACUUUAUGCCCUCUUUACUCACCACAGUGCUGAAGAUUCUGUCUUUGUUACAAUAAACAAAGAAGAACCAGAUGUAUUUCAGCUGGUUUCGGUGAAAUUGCCGAAAUCCCCGAGCCAGGAAAUAGAGGCCAAGGAGCUGUCUUCCAUUUUGGAUUACAUAAACCAGUCACCCAAGUGCAUUGCCUUUGGACGUAAGGGAGAAUAUGUUGCUGUAGUACGAGACUUUUACUUGUCUGUUUAUUUUUUCAAAAAGAAAACAACUUCCAGGUUUACAUUAUCAUCAUCAAAAAAUAAGAAGCAUGCCAGGAACGGUUUUACGUGUGUGGCUUGCCACCCAGAGGAAGACUGCAUCGCCUCCGGUCACAUGGAUGGCAAAAUUCGCCUUUGGAGGAAUUUUGAUGAUGACAAGAAAUACACUUACACAUGCUUGCACUGGCACCAUGAUAUGGUUAUGGAUUUGGCUUUUUCAGUGACAGGCUCCAGCCUGCUGAGCGGCGGGCGGGAGUGUGUGCUUGUGGAGUGGCGCGAGGCGGGCGAGAAGAACAAGGAGUUCCUCCCGCGGCUGGGAGCCACCAUCGAGCACAUCUCCGUGUCCCCUGCCGGAGACUUGCUCUGUACUUCUCACUCGGAUAACAAGAUAAUGGUUAUUCACCGAAACCUUGAGACAUCAGCAGUAAUUCAAGGCCUGGUAAAAGAUAGAAGUAUCUUGACUGGCUUGACGAUUGAUCCAAAAACUAAAGCUUUAGUUUUAAAUGGAAAACCUGGUCACCUGCAGUUUUAUUCUCUCCAGAGUGAUAAGCAGUUAUACAAUUUAGAUAUCGUGCAACAAGAAUAUAUCAACGAUUCCGGUUUAUUUCAAAUUGAGCUAACAAAGGCUGCAUUUGGCUGUUUUGGUAACUGGCUGGCCACAGUGGAGCAGCGGCAAGAAAAGGAAUCGGAGCUUGAAAUGCAAAUGAAACUGUGGAAAUACAAUAAGAAAACACAAGGGUUUGUCCUUAACACAAAGAUUAAUAUGCCACAUGACGACCACAUCACAGCUCUCUGUUUCUGUAAUGCAGAAAGAUGUGAAACUCUCACCUUGGUGACAGCCAGCAAAGAUGGUCACUUCAAAGUGUGGAUAUUAACAGAUGAUUCCGAUAUCUAUAAAAAAGCGGUUGGCUGGACCUGUGACUUUGUCGGUAGCUAUCAUAAGUAUCAGGCAACCGACUGCUGCUUCUCUGAAGAUGGCUCUUUACUAGCAGUUAGUUUUGAAGAAAUAGUUACUAUAUGGGAUUCAGAAACGUGGGAACUUAAAUGUACGUUUUGCCAGCGAGCUGGGGAAAUAAGGCGCCUUUGCUUCGGGAGAUUAACAUGCUCCAAGUAUCUUCUGGGUGCUACUGAAAACGGCAUUCUCUGCUGCUGGAAUCUCCUCAGUUGUGCAUUGGAGUGGAGCGCAAAGCUAAGCGUCCGAGUUAUGGAACCUGACCCACAGUCUGAGAACAUUGCCGCGGUGUCUUGGUCUUCAGAGGGUUCAGACUUGUUUGUAUUUAAACCUAGUGAGCCAAGGCCACUGUAUAUUCAGAAGAAUGUCUGCAGAGAAGAAGUCCAAUGGGGCGUGUUUGUUCCCCGAGACGUCCCUGAAUCAUUCACCUCAGAAGCUUACCAGUGGCUAAACAGAUCCCAGUUUUAUUUCCUAACUAAAUCGCAGAGCUUACUGACCUUCAGUACAAAGUCUCCAGAAGAGAAGCUCACACCAACAAGCAAACAGCUGCUAGCAGAAGAAAGUCUUCCAACAACCCCAUUUUAUUUCAUACUGGGAAAGCACAGGCAACAAGAGGAUCAAAAACUCAGUGAAACGUCAGAGAGUGAGCUGGUGCAGCUCCCUGUAACAGAGAACAUCCCUGCCAUCGCUGAGCUGCUGCACACUCCAGCCCACGUGCUGCCCUCCGCUGCUUUCCUGUGCUCCAUGUUUGUGAAUUCACUGUUGCUGUCUAACGAGACCAAAAGUGCUGAGGAAACCCCUGAUGAUGUCGAUAUGGAAGAAGAAAAAGAAAGUGAGGAUUCAGACGAAGAAAGUAAUUUUACCGAACACGUCCAGAUUACAAGUAACACAGAUUUUCGAGAAGACAUUAUACAUCAGCUGUCGAAAUCGGAAGAAAAAGAGCUGAGGAGAUUCAGGAAAGUGGACUACAGCUGGAUCGCCGCCCUGUAGGCCUUGGAGGGAGGGUGGGCCGGGCGUCCUGCACUUCCUGUUUUUGAUUGUUUGUUGAUACCCAAAAAUAUAUUUUUAAUGUUGUUUGUGUUCUUAAAAUAUUAAAUGUUGACAGCUAGUAUUACA
Messenger RNA from Cavia porcellus (domestic guinea pig), 2676 nucleotides. RefSeq names its product WD repeat domain 75 (gene Wdr75). Gene Ontology annotation, cellular component: nucleolus. The record is from RefSeq and is a predicted model, not a curated record. The transcript has 21 exons. Lineage: Eukaryota; Metazoa; Chordata; Mammalia; Rodentia; Caviidae. Gene Ontology annotation, biological process: positive regulation of transcription by RNA polymerase I; positive regulation of rRNA processing. The coding region runs from base 4 to 2550 and encodes 848 amino acids. Gene Ontology annotation, molecular function: RNA binding; protein binding.